AUGGUGAGCUUCGCUCCGCCAGAAUUACGCCGCCAAUGGUGUUGUCUUCAAGUUGCACAGAAGAUUCGGGACCAGCUGAGGCAGGAGAAGGAGCAAGCCGCGGCAGAGCUUCAGAAGGCGCGCCAAAGUGAGGAGGAGCUGGCAGCCACGCUGAGGCAGGAGAGCGAGGAGGAGAACCAGAGUGCGCUGAUGAGGGCCAUCUGGCAACUCCAGGUGGCGGACGACUGCGUGGUGUCUUUGCAGGGCCGCUUGCAGGAGGAGUCUGAGACCUACAGCGCCUUCCACUGCGAGCUGUUAAGUUGUCGCCAAGAACUGACGGAGGAAGCCACUAGCUCACGACGGCUUGCGGCAGCGCUGUCGGCAAGCGAGCAGGAGCAAGAGCUUCUGGAGAAGAAGGUUAACACCCUCGAGUCCUCGCUGAGGGGCGACGAGAGCCGAUGCGUGGGCCUUUUACGGAGAGCAGCCAUGGGCAAUGCGACAUCGGAGCCCGACGGUUCCACUGAGAGUCUGAGCAUUCAGUCCGGGCUUUCGGGAGAUGUGAUUGCCACCAUCCUGGUCCAGGAUUUUGAGGACGUCAAGACACUGAAACGCCAUCUGCAAGGUCUUUGUGGAGUUCCGCGGUUCCAACAGAAGCUGCUGCACAAUGGGAUAGAGUUGGAUGACGAUGCUUCCCUCGACGACUUAGGCGAGGUCCAGCUGAUCCUGAUGUGUGCUUAUUCUGAUGCUUGUACUGAGGGAGAGAUGGCCUUAGCAAUAGGCCAAGGCAAUGUGGCGGCAGUUGAAAAGAUGCUGGCCCGGCCACAAGAGCCAAACCCCGCCUGGCAGUUUCCGCCUCUUGUGCAAGCGUGCGCAUUCAAGAAGCCGGAGAUGGUCCGCCUUCUUCUGGAGGCCAGGGCCGAUCCUCAUCACCCAAUCGGUGAUGGCAGGUGUUUUAAUGCGUUGCAUGUGGCGUCCGUUGCUGGAGACCUCGAGGUCACAAGCAUACUGCUGCGUGCCCGGGCUGAUCCACAUCGCUGUGACGACUUGGGUUACACACCACUGAGCAUGCUGCGUCGGAUAGCAAGGGACUCGCCGCACCAGCGGAUAGACAUGCGAGAACUGCUGAAAGAAGCCAUGAAGCAGACCCCACGAUGCGUGGCCGGCUCGGACAUGCCGGAGACCUCUCGCGAGCGUCAGCAGGCCCUGGCGCUGAUCCAGCGGCUGCGAGCGCGUCAGGUCGGGAGCCUCGCGAGUCUCGAGGAUCCCCUCUGGAAGGAAGAGAAAGCCAGGAAGGAGGAGGAGGAGGAGGCGAAUGACUCCGACACCUCCACAGAAGUGGCCAGCAGCACAGGCUCGCCAAAGGCUCCCGAGACCGCUGUCAGCGAGCCCCGCUCAAGUCCUGCGCGCUCCCCUUCGCAGCAAUCCCGGCGCUCCCGCCGCUCGCCCUCCCGGCGCUCGCCCUCUCGACGCUCUCGUUCACGGCGGUUCUCCUCUCGGCAAGGACCCGGAAUUUCAAAUCGCCAUACCAUCAAUUGCUGGCACGGGCGUGCUUGCACACGCUUCACCUGUUGGUUCAAGCACCCAGAAGGUCGUGAGAUCGACGAGAAGCCUGGCAGCGGUGGUAGUAAGGGCACUGGCAGAAGCGGCAAAAGUGGAAAGGCCAGUGGCAGGGGCGGCAAGAGCUUUCCUUGCACUUUCCGGCGCCGAAGCAAGACUCCUUGCCGACGGGGCCGGUCCCCACGGAGCUCCAGGCGAAGUCCAUCGCACAAUCCUCGCUUCGUCAGCCGCUCUCCUUCUCAGAAGAAGCCGGCGCCAAAGCGCCGGCUCGCCCGGGCGCCUUCGGCCCCGUCGGUGCCAGCACCGGCAGAGACCCAGGCAAAAGCACCCGCAAAGGAUGCAGGGCUGAAGGCAAAGGAGGCGAAGGCGGCAGAGCCCAGUUUCCGGGACUUUGUGUUGAAGCACGUGUCCAACGAGGACUCUCCAGAUUUUGUCAUGAACAGGUUUCAGCAGUACAUUCAGGAAAGGCUGAAGGAAGAGCUGCAGGCAAUCAAGCAGAUGGGGCUCUUCUUCGACCUUUAUCAUCCUCUCUCUCGGCUCCGGCACCAUGAACUACGUCUUGGCACGACGCAGCUGAAUGCCGCAACAUUUGCUCAGGACCUGCGAGAGGGAAGGUACCGCGAGCUGUCCCUACGAACAGGCAAGGCGCGACGUGGAGCCACCUGCCCGGUAGCCGGGCAUCUGCAAGCGCCCGAGUUUGCCUUCGACCCGGAUGUGGGUUCCUUGGUGAUUCGUAGCCUCCCACCGGCAGUGAGUGUAUGGGAUGUCUUGGAUGUGAUUCAGGAUCGCCCGGGGUUUUGCACUGCUGCCUGGACGAGUUUCGAAGGAAAGGACCUGGCCCGGGACUUCUUUGCCAGGUUCACUUCAGCAGACGAUGCCACCGCGGCCGCCGGCGUGCUCAUGAGAAGCGCGGAGACCCUGCUCAGCAGACCAGGAAGCGAAGGGACGGGCCGUGCAUCCGUUCUGAGCCCGAAGCCUGACUUGGCUGCGCUGGUGCUGCCGCAGGAGAUGUCACUUCCGGAGCGGCUUCUCAAGGACUUGGCUCUCUCCGAGCAGGUAAUGCAGCGCCUGGACGGCCUCACAGAGGUGCCCAAAGAGAUCACGGCCCUGGUGCUGAAUGCCUAUGGCACCACCGAAUUCAAGCUGGACCUUCGCAUCACCUACCUGCGUCGCGUGCACCACUUCUGCUUCUACGCCGCGCGCUGGUGUGAUGACGAGUGGUCAAUGCGCGAUGCCUGCGGCAUCGCCCCUUUGCGUGCGCCGGCGCAGCCGGAGUGCACGCCCGGCGAGUGGUCCGCAGCUCACGAGCAGCGACUGGAGAGCUUCCUGGGCAGCGUGUCCUUCGACAAACCUGCAGCUGCCCCGGACUACUCCAAUGCCCACGUCCUGCAACGUCUGGCCGAGGAAAGGGAGAAGGCGAUUCUGAAGAUCACGGAUGAGAAGUUCAAGUGCAAGUUGUGCAGCAAGCUCUUCCGUGGAGCGGACUUCCUUCGACAGCACGUGGGGCGCAUGCACAUGUCGCUGGCAGAGGCUGCACGUGAGGAGCUACUCCAGGACAUGGCCUCCCAGGCCUGGAUGGCUCAUGCUGGGCGACCGAGGGGCCAUCUUCUUCCGAAAGCCCUGGAGAAGGCGGAUUGA
This is a messenger RNA of Symbiodinium sp. CCMP2592, 3174 nucleotides long. The record is from the annotation of a GenBank genome assembly. Lineage: Eukaryota; Dinophyceae; Suessiales; Symbiodiniaceae.